Dipodomys ordii (Ord's kangaroo rat) is the source of this 918-nucleotide messenger RNA. Its product is annotated as vomeronasal type-1 receptor 4-like. The transcript has a single exon. The record is from RefSeq and is a predicted model, not a curated record. Bases 1 to 918 code for a protein of 305 amino acids. Gene Ontology annotation, biological process: G protein-coupled receptor signaling pathway. Gene Ontology annotation, molecular function: pheromone receptor activity. NCBI's taxonomy places the organism in Eukaryota, Metazoa, Chordata, Mammalia, Rodentia, Heteromyidae. Gene Ontology annotation, cellular component: membrane.
AUGACACAAGAAAGUAUUUCGAAUCUUGUCAAGGGCACCAUCUUCCUCUUUGUAACCACCCUUGGCAUUGUAGGGAACAUCAUUGUUUUUGUGAAUUUUGUAUGUAGUCUUUGGAGAGGUGCUCAGAAGAAAUCUGUACAUCUUAUUCUCAUCCACUUGGCUUUUGCAAAUACUAUAAUACUUCUUUCCAAAGGAUUGCUAAGAGCAAUAACAGCUUUUGGUUUAAGAAACUUCCUGGAUGAUAUAGGCUGUAAGAUAGUUGUUUAUCUGGAGAGGGUGGCCCGGGACUUUUCCAUCUGCACCAGCACUCUCCUCACUGUGGUCCAGGCCAUCACCAUCAGUCCCAGAGGCUCUGUGUGCUGGAGAUUCAAGCCAAAGACUCCAAGGAAAAUUCUUCCCGUGUUUCUCUUCUUUUGGAUCCUUAGUUCCUCUAGUAGCAUCAACUUGCUUCAUUACAUCACAAGUAGCAGGAAAAACAUGUCAGAAGCUGCUAAAACUAACAAUUAUUGUUCUUUUCAACCAGAAAGUCAGGAAAUAAAAUGGAUACUUCUUAUUCUAAUGGCCAUACACAGUGUCAUGUUUCAGGGUAUCAUGGGUGGGGCCAGUGGCUACAUGCUAUUUCUUCUCCACAAACAUCACCAGCGUGUUCUCUACCUUCAGAGCUCUCACCUUCAUAAAAGUCUUCCUGAAAUGAGAGCUGCUCAGAGUGUUCUCCUUCUGAUGUUCUGUUUUCUUUUCUUCUAUUGGACAGAUUACAUUUUUUCUUUCUUUUCAAAUUCUUUCUUACAGAAUAAUUCUAUGAUGUUAAAUGUCCAAGAAUUUUUGACCAUCGGUUAUGCAUUUCUCAGUCCCUUUGUGCUGAUUCACAGAGAGGGAAAUCUGGAUAGUUGCAAGCCUUGGAGGAGACAAAGGCAUUAA